AAUAUAUUUUUUAUUAAACAAAUUAAUACACAAUAUAUUACAAGAAGAAUCUUAUGGGUUUAAAAUCCAAAUAAAUCUGUCGAAUCAAAAUUUUGUGGGCUAAAAACUUUUUACCGAGGCGUUAUAUUUACAAGUUUAAACAUAAUUUGUAAAACAUUUUUAAAUUGCGCAAAGUAAAAAAUAGGCCGGCCGUGCGAAAAAAAAACUCAAGAACAAUAACAACCCUAUCAUUAGAGCAGGUACACGCAUAGAUGGCUGUGAUGAGUGCACACAAACGCCAUUAAAUCAAAAGAAUGGCUGUGUCAUAAAAAUCCAUGUCACACAAUAGACCAAACUGAAAACAUAAUUAUGAGUACUUAACCAGAAUAAUAGCAGGCGAAAGAGAAAAGAAGAUGGCAAGAAGAGGAAGAAGCAGCAUAAAGAGCGCGAACGUGUGCGCCACUUUUGCGACAUUGCACAGAUAUCAAGCGUAUUUGUAUUUGUUGUUGUUGUUGGUGGCAAUAAAGGUCAUCACUAGCGGUGGCAGCAGUGUCAGCAGCAGCGGCUCUAACACCAUUUGUAUAGUCGUCAACAGUUGCAGGAUCUGCCGAAAAAAUCUGGAAUUCUCUCACUUACUCUCAGCUAAGGCAAUUGCAAUUGAGAAAGAGCAAGGGAAACCACACCCUUAAUGUACGCUUCCGCGACAGCCAAUGAACGAACUCAAAUACAAGAGGGAUGAUCAGCAACUAUUAACAUGGAAAUGAAAGCAACAAACCAAAGUGCAAAGACUUUACAAGUGAUUGAAUAAUACGAAGUUGUUCCAAGUGGUGCCAGCACACGGCAGAAAAAGAUGAAUUCCGCCGAGGUAUCAUCGGAAGCUGCGGAAAACAAAUACAAUGCCGCGCGCUUGUCACCAGCUUCUUCAAGUCGUAUACUAUAUCAUGUGCCUUGCAAAGUUUGUCGCGACCAUAGUUCCGGUAAGCAUUACGGCAUCUAUGCUUGCGAUGGUUGUGCCGGAUUUUUUAAGCGUUCCAUACGACGCUCACGCCAAUACGUUUGCAAGUCGCAGAAGCAAGGAGUUUGCGUGGUCGACAAAACACAUCGCAAUCAAUGUCGCGCCUGUCGCUUGCGCAAAUGCUUCGAAGUUGGCAUGAACAAGGAUGCCGUACAACAUGAACGUGGACCGCGUAACUCCACAUUGCGUCGGCAAAUGGCUUUGUAUAAGGAAGUUGUAAUGGGCCCAGAUCCAUUGCCAACCGAUCUGAUGAUUAGUCAUAGUAUAUUUAAUGGCUUUCCAAUGACGCCUAUGCUAAUACCGAGUGGACCGCCACCACCUCCACCACCACCACCACGACAUCAUCCACAUCCAGCUUUAGGCAAUCCUUUCCAGCCACCUAUAGUUCUGGAUCUAUCCGUUUCACGUGUAGCAGCGCACCAUGCCAUGCAUCAGCAUCCAUUUGGGUUUUUUGCGCAAAACUCGUUCAUGAAUCGUUCGUUGCCACCAACACCGCCAUUAAUGGCCGCAGAGCAUUUAAAAGAGACUGCCGCCGAGCAUCUCUUCAAGAACGUGAAUUGGAUUAAGAGUGUCGAAGCAUUCCAGCAAUUGCCAAUGCCUGAUCAAUUACAAUUGUUGGAGGAAUCAUGGAAGGAGUUUUUUAUAUUAGCAAUGGCCCAGCAUCUCAUGCCGAUUAAUUUUCAACAGUUACUCUUUCUCUACGAAUCGGAGAAUAUGAAUCGUGAUGUGGUUAAUAUGGUGAAAUGCGAAGUACACUUCUUUCAAGAGGUACUCAAUAAAUUGUGUCAUCUCAAUAUUGAUACCAAUGAGUAUGAGUGCUUACGUGCAAUCACGCUCUUCCGUAAGCCAAACGGAAGCGAAGAUGCUGCUAACAAUUCAUUUGGUACUGGCGAAAGUAGCAGUCCAAAUUCCAGUACGUCCGGUGAUUCGCGUGGCCCUGUCGAAUCGGCCAGAAUAUCCGGUCUGUACGAAGAGGCACGUAGUACCUUGCAAGCUUACGUGAUGCGCACGAAACCAACACAACCAUUGCGUUUUCAAGCAUUGGUCGGUAUAGUACCACUGCUCAGCAAAGUGUCGGGAUUCACAAUCGAGGAGUUAUUCUUCCGAAAGACAAUUGGCGAAGUCAAUAUCGUCCGGCUAAUUUCCGAUAUGUACAGUCAACGCAAGAUUUAAAAUCGCUGCGUUCUAGAGUGCUGAGAAAAGUUACAAACGCAAUCGCUAUCGCAACCGCAAAACUGCUGCCGCAAUAUUUAUAUAUUGCCAAUAAGUUGCGCGCGGGAUCGCUUAAAUGGAUUAAUUGCCUUAACGGGCGCUCGUUUAGAAAAAGUGCUUUCGCACUCCAAGUGCCUUGCUAUAUAAAAAGUGCUGGAAACUGUGAUAUGCUCUCGUACUUUAGAGGCGAAAGCUCCUAUCUGCUUAAUAAUAAUAAUCUUAGUGAAUUUAGUUGUAAGCAUCGAAAGGUGAAGAUCAAGAUAAUAUCUUAUCAAAUUAACGCAUUUACAGUGCAUUCGAAUAAUAUUCAUAUAAUUAUGAGAGGAAUUCGUUUCUCGCCCAAACUUAAGGGCCUUCAAAUGAUCACUCGCAUAAUGGUGAAAUUUAUUUUAAUUUUUUUAAUGUAUUCAAAUAAUUUUACUCAACUUUUUUAUUUGCACUUACGAUUCGAUUUUAAAAGUAUGUGUACAAUAUGUAUUUUGUAUUAAGAGCAUAAUCGUGGAAAUGUUUAUUUAUUACUUUUUUUUAAUUUUUA
This is a messenger RNA of Bactrocera oleae (olive fruit fly), 2741 nucleotides long. The record is from RefSeq and is a predicted model, not a curated record. NCBI's taxonomy places the organism in Eukaryota, Metazoa, Arthropoda, Insecta, Diptera, Tephritidae.